UCUUGUGUUUACUUUUGCUUUUUUUUUUUUUUUUUGGUUGGAAGCGGCAGCAGCCGCAGAUUCCACAAAAUUUCAUCUCUUAUUCCGGCGGAGACGAUGUGUAUCUACAGAAUCGGUAGAGCCUUACCCUUCUCGGGUCUCUUCAGGCAGCUUGAGAAAGAAGCCGAAACUGUGAUCAGUGUCCUGCAACCUGGCCCAUUGGGAAUCAUAAAACACAAGUUCACACCUCAAGAGAUUCGUCAGGCCAAAGCUACAGUGUGUAGAUCAGUCGAGAAUUGGAGAAGACAUUCAAAGCUUGACCAUUCUAAUGGCGUUUUAAAUCAUUUCAUCUCUAAUAAGUGAAAAAAAUUGAGCACAUCUCCACUCUUGAAUAAAAAUGCCUUUUUUCAUUUAUAAAAACAA
Messenger RNA from Raphanus sativus (radish), 402 nucleotides. RefSeq lists its product as uncharacterized. Bases 97 to 342 code for a protein of 81 amino acids. The transcript is spliced from 2 exons. The record is from RefSeq and is a predicted model, not a curated record. NCBI's taxonomy places the organism in Eukaryota, Viridiplantae, Streptophyta, Magnoliopsida, Brassicales, Brassicaceae.